GUCACUUGUGUGUAAAAUGCGGCUUCGAGCGAUAGGUGCAUAGACAUCCUAUAUUUUUUUUCAAGUAGCUCUAAUUCAGCGCGUCUCAUUUAACGGCGUCGCAAAAUAAAUGGUAUUGAGGAUUGCGAUUUUAUGUUGUUAUUUUUUUUUGGACUCAACUAGUUUUGUAUUUUCUCAAUGAAACAUUAAGGUGUACAAUAAAUAAAAAUUUCGGACGGUGUUUUCACUCCAAUUUAAUAUGAUUGUUUUGCAAAAAUAAGUCAUUCAGAAUAAGUCUUUUUUCAAAUUUUUCGAUGUCUCUAGUUUCAUUUUUUGAGUAGUUUUUUUUUGAUACUGUUAGAAACGCACAAAAUUUUGUAUUAUUCUAUCUUGACUCAUAUUAUUCCAUUUUAAGUUUUUUCACUAGAAUAGGUUUAUUUUUUGUUUUAAUUUUUUAUAGGUAAAAAUAAUAGUUACCCCAAUUUUUCUCUAGUAAAUUAGUCGGUAAAAAUGUCUCUAGUUGCUCAACAAUGUAUUCCGCAACCCUCCGCUAAACAACAGCAAAAAAUUCAUCUACCUCAUUUAGCUCACGAUCCAUAUUUACAAGAGUGUGUUCAACGUUCAGCUCAACCAUUUCUGCAUUCCAGCUCCAUUUCAAAAAAACAUUCUCCAAGCAUAUCUUGUUCACCACAAGUAUCAGUCCCCAAUGUAGCUAACUCAUUUACUCACCAACCUUCCUUUCUUCUGCCUUCACUCAGUAGCGUUCAUCAAUUAAAUAAUUCAUAUACCAAUAUGUGUCCUAACGUGAAUACAAAUGUUUUACCGCCACCGCGUAGUUAUUACGUAGUAUCUUGGGUUCCUCGUGCCUUACCUGAAGUGGUACAAUUAAUUAAAGAUAUACCAAGUGAAGAAGAAAGAUGUUUAAUCAAUGAGCAUUUUGAAUUAGGGAUGCUAGUUAUGCGAAGAUGUGGUGUUCAAAAUCCAGAGGAAAUCAAAUGUCUUCUUGACGGUUUUCGUGAAGGAACCACACGGCUCAGUUUGAAAGAUCAAAGUUCUAAAAUAACUACUACUACCGAAUCUCGUAACCAUCAUGACAAUCAACAUCAUUCAGAAGAAACAACAGGAUACUCGUCUUCUGUAUGUUGUACUCCAACUGUAGAACGUCGACGACUUUUAAUUUUCUUCAAUGAUCAUCGAGCGAGUCGACCGUGGGUUCUUUGCCCCGCCAAACACUGCAUAAAAUCUGCGAGAACGACUGGGAAGGUUAAGGGGAGAGUUAAAAUACUACAGUACGACCAAAGAUCCAGUAGUGUUCGAAUUCCAAAGCUUUUUAUGGAUUGUUUAUCUGAUUUCCUUACACGUGAUCAUUAUGUCUUCGCUACAUUUUGCCCUCAACAAAAAUAUACAGAUCACGAGUUGCAUUGGUUUGGUGUUUCUGAUCGAUGCAAUGGUGCAGGUAACGAAUAUGGGGGCGAUGCUGUUUUUCAGGAAUUAUUAGAAGAGCAUGAUACUAAAGGAAGUCAUCGUAUUUGGCCUUUUGAAGAUUAUAUCAUUUUUUCUAAUUCACAGGCUAAAAUUCUUGCUGUUUUCAAAAAAAAGCAACCUUUAUUAACGUUGUAUCGAAACAAAUGGUUGAGUGGAAAAGAGACUUUGGCGAAAAAUUCAGUGAAUUCUUCUUUGGGUUUAAACUCGUAUAUGCGACCCGUCUCGCCGAAUGAUGUCACGGAGCUCCAUACAACGCUUAUGGAUAAUAAAAUCCCCAAUGGUAUGUCCGAUUCAUUAAGAAAUCAUUCUGUUCCUUGCCAUUCCAUGAUACAAAAAAAUAAUAAAGACAUGUCACAUUCUUAUCAAGAUACUUUAAAUAAUUCCAAUCUUUGUAUAUCUCAUCCCCUUGUCAAAGAUAACAGCAUGUGUCUCAAAAGGUCACCAAAUCAGACUUCGGACAGUGGAUUAGGAAAUCAACGCGGAAACAGUAAAAACCAAUUGACAAGUCGUUUAAAUGAGAAUCUGGGAAGUUGCAGAAAUCACUCGGCGGAUAAUAUCCUGACGAAAGAGGAAUUUUUACAAUCAGAAGCACUUUCGAUGAAUCAGCGAGACUAUAAAAAAGUAAAAUUACAAAUAGACGAUAACAGCGAAAACUUGUCGUCAACUUCUUCUCGUAAUUCCUCAUUUUCGUCUCACCGAGAUGCGUCAAAUGAUAAUAAAAAAAGUAGGAAGAGAAGAAGGAGACAUCAAUGUAAAACAAAAAUGUCAAACAACAAGAAUCAGACAUUUCCGUUUAAGUACGAGAGUGUGAAUAACGUUCAAAAUUGUGAUUCCUCAGUAGAACAUAGUUGUCAACAAUCUUCUCGUCAUGAACGGUCAAUUUGCCAAUCAAUGCAGUUAAAACCGAAUUUUCGUUACACAAUCCCAAGAGUGUCUAAAUGCGUCUCUCAAAACGAAACAGCAAAUUUUCUUCCUUAUUCCAAUGCGAAUUGCAGUCGAUACUCUGGUAAUGAAACGUCGAAACUAAUUACUGAUACAAUGUCUCAAUUUUAUACCGAAAAAAGUAUUUCCGACCAAAAUAAUCCACUGGAAUCGGGUUCAGACCAUAUUACAAUGCAUGGGCAAGAUCAUUUGCUACACAUGGAACAAAUGUCAUCGCUAUCGAAUGCUAAUAAUAUGAUGAAUGUAGGGCAUAAUUUAACAAAUGGUUCUCGGUGUAAUAAUUUGGGAUUUCAAGUAACAUCGGACGAAAAUAUAAACCAUACAGUUUCUUAUAAUCAUACUGGCAGUUCUUUGCCUUCACCAAUCAGUCCUAUAACAACAUGUGAUAUAGUGGAGCAAGCAGAGAAAGCUGAGGCGGUUCUUAUCAAAGUCAUGACAAGUGUUUUGGCACACUUAGAACCUUUAGAAGAGUCGGAAAACAUUGAUUUAAAUUUGGUUUAUCAAAAUGUUGCGUGCACUACAACGUCAGAUUUACAAUCUAUUCUACAACGAAGUAGUAGAGUUGCUAAUUUUUCACCUAUGAGUAAAUUCAAUACUUCCACUUCUUUGUCUUCAAGUAUGAAUGGUAAAAAGAAAAAAACUCUACGAAGUUCUCAAUUUAAAAAAUGCUUGAUAGAGGAUGAUUUUAAAACUGACCAAAAAUUUAAUAAGAUGCCUAAUGACAUGGCAUCGUUCACAGACUACCCGUCUCACAUUGGUACAAAAAAUGAUUUUCAACAAGACAGUUCAAAUGAAGGCCAUAGUCUUGGGUAUCACAAAAAAACCCAUUCGGAUAUUUCUGAUUUGACUGGAUACCAAGAAGAUGAUGAAAGGAAAGGAAGUGAGAAACUAUUAGUAAAGCAAGGGUUCUCUUAUGUGAAUGAAGAGAGGUCACAAAAAAGUUGUAGCGCUACAAAAAAGGAUCAGAAUAAUGGUGAAUCAAUUGAUUGCGUUCAUCCCUCAACGGACACAUCGUCUAUUAUGUCGGUUACCACAACAAGUUCAUCCAUGACAAGUGGCACUGAAACCGUUGUAGAUGAAAAUUGCUCUACGACAUGGUUUCCAACAGCAUUAUCAGAAGAGUUCUUAGGAAAAUCUAAUCUUGAUAAAAGUGUCAUGGGCUACAAACCAGAAUCGAAACAGUGUAGAACAAAAAGCGAUAUAACAAUAAACGGAAGUUACGACAAAGAAGCAAAACAUCGCAGAAAAAUGAUGGGUUUACCGUGUGAGGUUAAUGCUGUCUUAUAUCAUGAUCUAGUUCGUCAAUUCUUAUCACGGGUAGCAUACGGUCUGGAUCAUCCUCCACUACCACAAAAACGUAUUCCGGACACUGUUAAAAGAGUUGUUACAAAAAUUGUUACUGAUACAAUACGUGAAAUUAAUUUGGCGUUACUGUCGUCAUCACUGAAGUGUUAUAGCGAAACUCAAAUACCAACAUACCUUACGAGCAACAACUCUUUACAUUCAGGCAUUGACCAAAACAAUUUUUCACAAUUCCCCAAUCACUCUGAUAAUGGCACACACUCUCCUUUGUUACAUUCACCUAAUGUCAGUUCUUCACUUCGAGAAAGCCCUUCUGUUAGCACACAACCGCUUCCAAAUUGUUGGACUGCUUCAUCCCAUGAUAUCAACAUGUCGUCAACCCUUAACUCAACAUCUGGUUUUUCCUCCCAAUUAGACUUUCAACCGAAUUCGGAUGUUACUAAAAACUUAAAUGUCGGUGUACCAAUUUAUAAUUCCAACACUUAUGACAACAUAGGGUCGAAUCUUCGUCUAUGUAGCAACUCAACAACUCAACAUCUGAAUUUUCCAUGCUAUUUAAAUGGAGAAAUGCUUAUGCCACCUUUAAUGCCAACGUUUUACAUGCCAUCCACCAAAAAUCUUUUAUUAGAUGGAUCUGGAACAGAAACAUUCGACUGCAUGGGUUCAACUCAGUUAUCGACAAAUGCGGACUCCAGCUUACCUAUGUGUUCGAAACCUCAUUACAAUGGUGUGUUUGGAGGUUCACAAUCAGAAGAAGUAAAUAAUUUUUCCCAAAUGAGGAACAACUGUACUGUUUAUUCCAAAACUGUGAAUAAUCACAAUUUCUUUCUUGGAGCCUCAAGUACUAGCUCUAGUCAUAGUCAUUUUGGUGCAGAGGAUGGAAUGGAACAGAUACCACUAGGAACACGGGAAUCGGUAUUGCAACAUAAAUAUCUUGACGCAGGUAUAAGAGAUCCAAGUCUUUUUUUUUCAGAAAAAAUGGACCCAGAAUUAAUGGAUAAGCAUAUGUUAUCGUCGACAGCAUCCACAACAUCCUCAUUUUUAUUAGAUUCAUACCCUGAAAUUUCCAGCCCAUUAUUGUUUGGAGAAUAUAUUAAUCGUGCUACUGGCGGAAACUCAAAUUCUGAUAUAUCUAAAACCAACAUGUCACCUGCUUGCGAUUAUCUUGAGUGUAUGACACAUGACAACUCGUGUCAUACAUUUGAAAGUCAGGUAGAAAAUGGGGCUGUUAGUUCUUCUGAUUUGAAGGGUCAUGUUAAUGGAGGAGCUAAUGAAAACAUUCAUAAUUUCAACGGUUUCCAAUCUUGCGACGAGCCACAAAAUGAAAAAAGUACAAUUGGUAUGGCAUACAAAGAGAAUGACAUACAUCAAAACAAAUCUGAAACCCUUGUUAAUCAAACAUGUUUCAAGGAAGGUUCAACCGAUUCUGAGGAACCGCAUUCAAAUAAGUUUCCAAGUAUGUUUCAUCCUCAAACUAAAAUGUUCCUGGUACAAUGUCAAAAAACUAGUGAUCAUCCAAUUCAUACCCGUGACGAGACAAUGUUUUGUUGUCCCAAACCGUCAUUACAAAAUGCUUUUGAGAAUGCAGCUGAAAAAUCUCAUGUAACAUUUCAUGAUGAUGUUUUGCAAACUGAAUGCAUGAAAAGAGACCUUUCAGAUAAUCACGUAUCGAUAUGUCAGGAAAAAAAAAGUCAAUUUCUUUUUCAGCAACCAAACUUUUAUUCAAUCCAUUCAACCAGAGAUGAUUGUACUGGUAGUGAAAAGUGUAACGCGUUGUCAGAAAACCAACAAAACGAUGCACAAGUUCUGUUUCAAAACGAAUCAAAUAAUUUAUCUAAAACUGACAGUCAGUGACGAACCAUUUAAAUCUUGUUCCAAAAAAAGUUUAUGAUUAAAUUUGUCAGAAAGACUAUACAAUUAUGAAUAAGAGCAUUUAUCCACUAUUUCACUUCAAAUAAUCGAUUUGCGUACAAAUAAAGAGAAAAAGUUUUUUUUUGUUGCUGGUUUCCGUUAAAACCAAAAAAUUACAGAUUCUCUUUAGCAGUAGUUUGUUGCAGUAGUUCUGAAGAGUCUGUGGUAUAUCAAUAUUAUGGCUACCUUAGUUUUGAACUAUGUUUCAUUUGAAAAAUUAGUACUCUGUUUUCUUUUUAACCUAAAUCCUUUACGAACAGAAAUUUUGAAGCAAAAAUUAUGGAUUUCCGCAUUAGUACCGACCUAUACUACCAUGUUGUCAUUUGAAAAAUAUCUUUUUGAAAGAUAAUAUUCCAAACCCUUCAAGCCGGUAUUUUUGUUGGAUUGCUACACCGCCGAAGUUCACAUACCAACUAUUACUUCUCUAAUAAAAACUAUGGGCGUUUUGCGCGAUGGAAAUGAAAUUCCCAUAUAUUCUGAUCUGUUACCUAUAUGCAUACGAGAAAUUAAUGCAGAUAAUGCUUGUAAUGUAGAAAUGUUGAGGUUUGAGUUCAAAAAAAAACGUUUCUACUGGUGUCUUUUUCCCCAAAAUAUCAUAUACUCUCCUGUACUUUGUUAUGGAAAGUAUUAUUUUCGAUGUUUUUUGACAGUUUCCAAAUCUUGGAAGUAAAUAGUUGUCAAGUCUACAAUAAAAAUCAAUAAUUUUUUAAACUUCAUCUAUAACUAUAAUCAUCAGUCUAUGAGGAUAGUAUGGGCGAUUAUAAUUCGUAUUUUCGCUGAUUCGUCAAACAAUGAUACACUUAUAGAACGACUUUUGUCGUCGUAAUUAAAUACAAUAAUGUUUUUGCAAUUUUACCGUAACGUUUAUUUUUUUCUGCUAUUUUUAUACGCCUGUAGAUUAGCAGAGUAUGCAUAACGCUUCAGAAUUUAUUAAAAUGUAGUUAUUCUUACCGAUUCCAAUUAAUAAUUUUUUAAUAAUAUAUUCCUUUUAUUCAGUCUGGAUUUUUAAAAAGUUUUUCUUUUUAAAAAUGAUUUCAAGCAAUCAACCGCAUAGAUUUUUUACAAACACAUAAAAAAAAAGAUUCUAAGUCUUUUUUACGUUCUUCUUUUUACGCAGCUUCCGUAUUCAUCAAAAUUCCAAACCCCAGGUCACUUGAGUUUAACAAAAUGGCAUCCUGUUUUUUUAUGCUACAUUCAUCGUGUGUCCAGAGUAUUUUUAUGUUAAUUGAUUUUUUUCGUAUGUUUUUCUUCUCUGUUAUUUGUUAAAAAUAUUUUGUGGAAAUUGAAACAAAAUAAACAACACAGCCUUUUUCAUAUUUGGAU
Messenger RNA from Hylaeus volcanicus, 6942 nucleotides. RefSeq lists its product as uncharacterized. The transcript is spliced from 9 exons. NCBI's taxonomy places the organism in Eukaryota, Metazoa, Arthropoda, Insecta, Hymenoptera, Colletidae. The record is from RefSeq and is a predicted model, not a curated record. Bases 490 to 5562 code for a protein of 1690 amino acids.